GGACAGUGUUACAAGAAGACAUGAUUCUUUUUGUCAUCAAUGUUAAAUCCUCACAUUGGUCAUUAAUGCUUGGAGAACCAAAGACAAAAGUGAUGACUUACUAUGACUCGCUUGGUAGAGAUGGCACCAAGCCGUUUCAUCAAUUAAGAGAGUUCCUGCUGAAACGAUUUAAUAGUAUUGGAUGGCAACUUCAGUAUCCAGAAAACAUACCACAGCAAGAAAACAGCUAUGACUGUGGUGUCUUUGUCUGCGAGUAUGCCCGCUGUUUGAUUCUGCACAAACCAAUGAAAUUUUCACAGGAUCAUAUGCCACAUAUAAGAGAAAGGAUAGCAACUGAGUUGCAGUCUGGGGUCCUGCUACCUGCUGAAUCAGCAACAGGCAACAGUGCCACUGAUGCACAAGUACACAAGGUACCUUCACAAGACCAGCCUGCUUUCACAAGUAAGAAGUGUACCAAAGACAUAUGGGAAACAACAGAGCUGUCUAAUGUCACUGAAUCAUCGUGGGAAAGAUUGCCAAAAUUUCUACAACUUGUUUUACCCAAAGGUUACACUUACAUGAUAGAGCACAUAGAAAGCCUACAUUCCCGGGAUUUCAUAGGAGCCCAAACUGAACCUUUCAAUGCACAGAUUCGAACAAGUGUUACAUGUAGAGAUGAAGCACAAAGCUGGCUAAAGUCAAUGAUGGACCAUAACCAAUGCACGUAUAGAGUUACCAGGACAUACAAGCCAACAAUGAAGCGCUUGCUCUUUAGAGUAGAUAUGCAUUGCCAACACCAGCAGAAGGCACUUUCAACCAAACAGCUGGCUUUAAAAUCUUCCCAUACAACAAAAAAAGGUCUCGCCUCUGAGCUUCGAAAAAAGAAAACUAACUGUCCAUCAACUCUGAUUAUGACUGUUGAGAAUUCCACCAAGAAACUGUUCAGAAAGUGUCACAAUCAAUCAAAAGUUCUCCAUCCAACUUUUGUCAAGCUACUGUUUGACCACAACCACCCCAUACAUAGUGCACACUCGCUCAGCUUUCGCUCAAUAGCACAACAGACCAAAGACAUUUUCUUUGAUCUAUUUCGCUCAGGACAUUCUGCAGCAACUGCAUGGCAUACAUACGAAUCAAAACUACUCUUAACUUCCCUCAAUAAAACAUCAAUGCAGCGUGAAUUGGCAGACAGGACAAUCAAUCCUUCUAGGCAAGAUGUAUGUAGACUUUACGAUACGUAG
Molecule: messenger RNA, 1217 nt
Organism: Corticium candelabrum
Lineage: Eukaryota; Metazoa; Porifera; Homoscleromorpha; Homosclerophorida; Plakinidae
Exons: 5
Coding region: 21-1217 (398 amino acids)
Biological process (GO): proteolysis
Molecular function (GO): cysteine-type peptidase activity
Source: RefSeq, a predicted model, not a curated record